Messenger RNA from Gigantopelta aegis, 2967 nucleotides. Its product is annotated as nicotinate phosphoribosyltransferase-like. Gene Ontology annotation, biological process: NAD+ biosynthetic process. The record is from RefSeq and is a predicted model, not a curated record. Bases 2 to 1690 code for a protein of 562 amino acids. Lineage: Eukaryota; Metazoa; Mollusca; Gastropoda; Neomphalida; Peltospiridae. Gene Ontology annotation, molecular function: nicotinate phosphoribosyltransferase activity. The transcript is spliced from 15 exons.
GAUGUCAGCGGCAGUGGAAACGAUGGACAUGCACAACGAUGUCCAGUACAAUGGAAAUGGAGAAAGAAAUGGUGUUAUUCGAGCUUUACUGACAGAUCUCUACCAGAUCACAAUGGCUUACGCAUACUGGAGAAGCGGGAAAAUGAACAGCGUUGCCACAUUCGAUCUGUAUUUCCGAAAGAAUCCAUUCUCGGGAGAAUUCACCAUAUUUGCUGGUUUGGAAGAAUGCAUGAAAUUUCUUGAGAAUUUCCACUUCACAUCUUGUGACAUAGAGUAUUUGAAAUCAGUUUUACCGAGUUCUACAGAACCAGAAUUCUUCGAUUAUUUGGCAAAUCUGACGACUAACGAUGUGACCGUGCACGCUAUAGAGGAAGGUACGAUUGUGUUUCCCAAAGUACCGCUGCUCAUUGUGGAGGGACCUCUGGCCAUUGUUCAGCUGAUGGAGACACCUUUACUCAACCUCGUUAAUUAUGCCAGUUUGGUUGCAACAAACGCUAUGAGGUUUCGUUUAGCAGCUGGUCCGAACAAGCAGUUGUUAGAGUUUGGAUUAAGAAGAGCUCAGGGCCCUGAUGGAGGGCUGUCUGCUUCUCGGUACUGUUAUCUUGGUGGUUUUGAUGGAACCAGCAACGUUCUCGCAGGCAAGAUGUUUGGGAUUCCCGUUCGAGGGACACAUGCUCACGCUUUUGUCACGUCUUUCGCCACUCUUUCAGAUAUCAAGGACCGGACUUUGAAACAGAAGGAUGGUUCUAGGGUGGUGGACUUCAUCGAUGUGUGUUCAAAGUGGUGCAGCAAGUUGGCCCCAGUCUUAGGAUUUCUCACGGACCAGGUGAAUGAAGGUGAACUGGCGGCGUUCGUCACAUACGCGCAGGCGUUCCCCAACGGCCUUGUCGCCCUCAUUGACACCUACGACGUCAUCAGAACGGGACUGCCCAACUUUUGUAUCGUCGCCAUGGCGCUACACGAACUUGGUUACCGAGCGAUAGGAAUUCGGUUGGACAGCGGAGACUUGUCGUAUCUGUCGACGACGGUCAGGCAGACGUUUAAGCUGGUUGCCGACACAUUUAAUGUGCCGUUCUUUGAGAAACUGAUGAUAGUUGCCAGUAAUGAUAUUAAUGAAGAAACGAUUCACUCUCUCAACCAACAGGGUCAUGAGAUUGACUCGUUUGGAAUAGGAACUCACCUGGUAACCUGUCAGAAACAGCCAGCGCUGGGAUGUGUGUUCAAGCUAGUUGAUAUUGAUGGAAAGCCGAGAAUAAAGCUCAGCGAAGAUGUUGAGAAGGUAACUCUGCCUGGGAAGAAGAUUGCAUAUCGGCUUUACGGAAACAAAGGCCCAGACAGCUCAACAGGUAAUGCGUUAGUUGAUUUAAUAAAGAAACCUGAGGAACAACCUCCGCAUGUUAACGAACGAACACUUUGUCGGCAUCCAUUUCAGGAAUCCAAGAGAGCGUAUGUGAUGCCGGCUAAAGUUGAGAAACUGCACAAAGUGUUUUGGGAUCAUGGGAAGCUGGUGCAGCCAUUACCAAGUCUAUCAGAGAUGAGAAUGAAAGCAAUGGAGUCGCUGAAAACCAUCAGACAAGACCACAAGAGAACGCUAAAUCCUACACCGUAUAAGGUUUCUGUGAGUAGUAAUCUCUACACAUUUAUACACGAGCUGUGGCUGGAAAGCGCCCCCAUUGGAGAACUUUCAUAAAUCAACGUGACAUACGGGUAUAUAUCACAUCCUGAUGAAUACUGCUGUACAAAUAAUCAACACAAACCAAUGUUUACAGUUUCCCAUAUAUAUUCCUUCAUUCAAAAAACAUGUGUGUCUAUUAUGGCCAUGACUGCCAGAUGGAAAAUAAAUGGAAAAACCUAUAUUUAUAGACUGAUUUCCAUAAACCCUGCUUUGAGCAGAUGGAAAAUAAAUAGCAAACCCAUAUUUAUAGACUGGUUUUCCCUAAACCCUGCUUGGAGCACAAAUUGUGUGUGUCUAUAUAUGGCCAUUUGUUGUGACUGCUAAAGACUGCUUCACAAACAAUAAGUAGAUGUGUUUCCAGUUAAGGGAAAAUACUGCUUCAAGGAUACACAGUUACAGGGCUCGAAAAUAGCAAGUAAAAUAUGGCCUGAUAUUCUUUUUUCUUUAAAUACAAGAUCAAAAGAGAUAUGUUCAGCUAAGAAAACAAUAUAGUCAGCUGGAAACAAAACGGCACAUUUACCAUAGUUUAACACCCAAUAGCCGAUGUAUUUUUCAUGCUGGGGUGUCAUUAAACAUUCAUUCAUGCAUUAAAAUGGCACAAGAUGUGACAAGAGUUUGGGAUAGUGUGUGCAAAAUUAGGACCUUUGUGUUGUAUUUAAGAGCAUUAUGGAAUUAAAAUGCAACAGAAUCUUGAGUUUAAUACCAGAUGAAAUAACAUCCGUCUCUUCCAAAAUGUUUUGUGCUUUCAGCAGGUGAAUUUCUAUGUCACCUGCUAGGUCUAAAAACUGCAGGCAGUUGUUUUCGAGCCCUGCUGUUAGGGAUGUGCAGUAUUAAUGAUAUGCAUACAUGUACAAUAUAUAUGUUAUGAUUCAGUUGGUAAAUAAUAGUAUUGCUAUGCACCCGACCUGUGUACUGGUAAUUUCCGUAUUUUAAGUUCACUAUCUGUCGGAAAAAACGCUCUUUUAGAUUCGACUACAGUGAAACCCCUAAAAACCGGACACCCUUGGGGCCAAUAAAAAUGUCCGGUUUAGAGAUGUUCAAUUAUGUACUGGUUCUUAAAGAGGGACUCUAAUAAAACGUCCAGUUUAGAGGGUAUUCUGGUUUACAGAGGGUCCGGUCUUGAGAGGUUUCGCUGUAUUUGUGAAUUAUUUUAACUGCAUGUGUUCAUAAGUGUGAUUCCAGCGAGUGCACCACGACUGGUAUAUCAAAGGCUGUGGUAUGUGCUAUCCUGUCUGUGGGAUGGUGCAUAUAAAAGAUCCCUUACUACUAAUGAAAAAAUGUAGCAGGUUUCC